AUGAGCGGCCGACUACAACCCCGAGAAGAGAUUACACCACGAGCUGUUCCGUUGGACUACAAUUGGGCCUGUGAACUUGGAAUCAUCCUACGACCGACAUCUUUUGACACUUCCAUCUGCGAUGAACGUGGAGAUGAACGUGGAAAUGGUCCACUUUACUCUGGCGUCCCACUGUCAGAGAUCGUGAAGAAGUUGGACGUUGAACGUCUCGUUGCCGGCAUG
Molecule: messenger RNA, 222 nt
Organism: Mesorhabditis belari
Lineage: Eukaryota; Metazoa; Nematoda; Chromadorea; Rhabditida; Rhabditidae
Source: the annotation of a GenBank genome assembly